CUGCACAUGCUUCGUGCUGGUGAAGGUCACGACAUGAAAGAGAGACAGAGGGAGAAGAGAAGUUGAGAGAUGCUGAUUGGUCUUGCAGGACUCCAUGGCAACAGAUGCCGAUAAGAGAUGAAGCCGUCAGGCAAUAGAUGCCGAGUGUGUUUGAUAAGAGAUGAAGCCGUCAGACUGUAAGUGGCUCUUCAUGCUGGUCUGUUUGUAAAUCUGACCUCAUCAUCAUCAUCAGACUGCAGCAUGGAUGAAACAAGCGAGCGUCACAUGGUCAACCUCCGGCCCGCUCUGCUCUUCCGUACGGUGGGUCUGACGGGUCUGUCUGCGAGUUUACCACCCCAUCGUCGCCUGCGUUCAGUCUUAAACACGACCCGAAACAUAUCGGGUCAAUCUGUUGACCGUUCUGACCCGUUAACAGGUGGAUCUCACCGAAACACACCCUUAAACGGACUCAAACGCAUUCAGACGCGAGACAGGCAAUUACCUAAAAUUUCACGUGCAAAACCUCAAAAAGAUGAUGAGACAUCCAUGAAUGAACAGCCUCAAACAGUCAGCGUUCAGCGCUGGCAUCAUGACGGACGGUUAAACGCUACAGCGAGGACCCGCGGCAGAGACGUUGGAUAUAGGACUGAAAAGGAAGAGUACUUGUUUGAAGAAGUUUGGAGGGGACAGACGCUGAAGAUGACGAGAAAAAACAAAAAUAAACGUGUAAAAAUCAGAGACGAGGCAUCAGAGCUCAGCCAGUGGAUACAGAGUUUAGAAAUAACAGACAGGAAGAGGGAACAACACUGGAAUGACUCUGGUUGGCGGGGCUUCAGGGCGGAGCCAGUAUGUAAAUGGGAGGAGCAAAAGAGGAGAGACCGACGCCCACACUUCCUGCCGCCCAUCUCUCAAAGCGACUGUUUGCUUAACGUCCCUCUUCUACUUCCGGACAAUUCCCCGCCCCCGACGCCUUGCUCUCCGUCAGACAUCCUGUUCUUUCCUCUAUCUAUUCCUCACAUCCAAAGGAGAGGAGACGCUCCAGCUCAACAUCACUAACACUGUCUGUCACUUACUGCAAGUGGAAUAUAUGACAAAAACAUACAGACAAAAGUUUGGACACAUCUUUUAGUUUUUUUUUUAUUAUUAUUAUUACCACAUUUUAAAAUAAUUCUAAUGCUAUGAAAACUCUUAAAUCACACAAAUGGAAGUCUGGGAAUGAUGUAGUGAUCAAAAUACAAGAGACAAAUGUAAACUCUCUCAUGUGGAUUCGCACUCUAAACAUUCACCAAUCAAACUUCGUUAAUUUCCCACAUUCUUCAAAAUAUAUAUUUUUAUGUUCAACAGAAGACAGAAACUCAUACAGGAUUGGAACAACAUAAGAGUAAAUGAUUAAAGACUUUCAAUUUUCAGCAUUUCUGAGAAGUUUUACACAUACAAAUACUGGAAACAUUAAAGGUAUAGCGGAGGAUCUUUCCGAA
Messenger RNA from Pimephales promelas (fathead minnow), 1457 nucleotides. NCBI's taxonomy places the organism in Eukaryota, Metazoa, Chordata, Actinopteri, Cypriniformes, Leuciscidae. The record is from RefSeq and is a predicted model, not a curated record.